Molecule: messenger RNA, 2204 nt
Organism: Drosophila montana
Lineage: Eukaryota; Metazoa; Arthropoda; Insecta; Diptera; Drosophilidae
Gene: Nplp1
Product: Neuropeptide-like precursor 1
Exons: 5
Coding region: 250-1740 (496 amino acids)
Source: RefSeq, a predicted model, not a curated record
AGACUUGCCUGCGUACGUGUCUAGGAACAGAAAGCAACAAGCGGGCCACAGCACAGACUAGUUGAAAACGGUUACAGUUUGAAACAGUUUGACAGCGACUGUGCACAGUGGUGCAGAUUGCUGAGUGUAGCAGACUUUCGAGCGUUUAAUUUGAUUUGUGUAUUGUGUGAAGUUCGCAUCGCGUGUUGCAGCCAAAACCCGAUUAGGACACUUCCCAGCAGCCAGACGAACAGCAUUUUAUCGAGCACAAUGCAGCCCGUGCACAAAACUGCACACAGGAGCAAGUGGCUCCUGCUGCUGCUCUCCAUGCUGCUGAAUGCGGCCGUACAGCCGCGCGCCUUUGCCGUUAAGGCCACAGAGGAUAUUGGCAAUAUGUCGCCCUGUGAAAUGGAGUCCAUAAUAAAUCAACUGAUGAAUCCCAGUCCCGAGUAUCAGCUACACGCUUCCGCUUUGCGCAACCAGCUGAAGAAUUUGCUGCGUGAGCGGCAGCUGGCAGUGGGCGAGGAACAGCCACUGGGCGACUAUGCGGACUACUUGGAUGAGGACAAGCGCUCGGUGGCUGCAUUGGCCGCCCAGGGACUGCUGAAUGCGCCCAAGCGCAGUCUGGCCACGCUGGCCAAGAACGGACAGCUGCCCACAUCGGAGCCCGGCGACGACUAUGCGGAUGCCGAGUCUGGUGAGCCUAGUGAGCAGAAGCGCUACAUUGGCUCCCUGGCCCGAGCUGGCGGCCUCAUGAGCUUCGGCAAACGCAAUGUGGGCACACUGGCCCGCGACUUCCAGCUGCCCAAUGGCAAACGCAACAUCGCCACCAUGGCUCGACUGCAGAGUGCACCCGGCACCCAUCGGGACCAGCCCAAGCGCAACGUGGCCGCCGUGGCACGCUACAAUUCCCAGCAGCAUCAGAAUCAGCGCAACAGCGCCGAGAAACGGAAUCUGGGUGCACUUAAGUCGUCGCCGGUGCAUGGCAUGCAACAGAAGCGCGAGGAUGAAGAGAUGCUCCUGAUGCCCGCUGUCGCGGCCGCCGCUCCGGACUAUGCCGACUCCAUGCAGAACUACUGGUGGUAUCCCAGCUAUGCUGGCUACGCCGAUCUCGACUGGAAUGACUAUCGACGGGCCGAGAAGCGUUACUUGGACACCUCCAAGGAUCCCGAGUUAUUUGGCAUUGAGCACGGCAUUGAGGCAACUGAUGCCGGUGCUGCUGUCCUUGCUGAGGAGCUAGAGGAGGAGGAGCAACAGCAGCAGCAGGCAACCCCGCAGAAGCGUCAUAUCGGCGCCGUUUAUCGCUCCGGUUUUCUGCCCAGUUACCGUUAUUUGCGCAGCCCCACCGGCAACACCGUCGGCGGCUAUGGCGGUGCCGGCGGGCGCUUUAGUCGCUCGGGACGUGCCAGGCAAUUUGUCGGGUACUACCCCCAACACGAGCGACUGCGUCAACCAAUCGCAGCCGUUUGUAAACGUUGUUUCCUACCCAAUCGACCGAUGAUGAACUGGAGCGGAGCUGGCAUACGCGGUAGUCUGUCCAAAAUCUAUGCGGAUCCCAUCGAGGCGGCCAGGUCAUCGGCGGCAACAGCGGCGCGCAUGCGCAGCAUUUCCACCAAUUCGCUGCCGAGCGGACCAGCCAAAUCCAUUAGCCGACCCAUCUAUCCCCCCUUUCACUCUUGGGGCACUCCGCCGCGUAUUACAGCACUGCAUCGAGGCGUCUAUCGACGCAACGGUGAGUCCAUGGACAACUACGAAUACUAAAAUAUAUAUAUAUAUAUCGUGACAAUAUAAUCUAAAAUACAAGUAACUAAAACAGUAACAAUAACAAUAGCAUCGUAUACAGACUUUAUGAUAAUUGAGAACAUAUAUAAAACAGUUAUACAGUAUUUUCGAUGUAGUAGUUCUUAACACCGUCACAAACACACCUGCAGCACACGCAGCUACGCAGCGCAAAUGUAUCUGUAUCUUAAAAUUUGCCGUAGUUCGUUGCCACUCGAAUACGUAUCUGUAUAUCAAAAUAUACAUAAAUAUAUGUAUACAAUAUCGAAUAAACAAAUCUAUCUAUGAAUAAAUGAGGUAACUGAUGCCAGUGCAAAGCAAAGGAACGUUAAAUAUCAAAACUAAACCAUAUCGAAUUUUCAUUUAACUCAAGACAAACCAAAAUAGAAGGAAGUGAAAAAAAAAAACAAUAACAAAUUAGUGCCAAUGCCGUACCUUAGCAGGAA